AUGCCGGCUUCCAAUCCCCACGAUAUCUCUCAGUACUCGAAAGGAUCGGCAGCAGUCCAUGUCGUGUCGACCGUCGCUUUGAUUCUGUCGCUAUACAUGAUCCUCGUGAUCGGUCUGGUCUUCAAUUCACUCAUGUUUCUUGCGGUGCUCUUUGAACCGCUCAUUCGAGCUAUUCUUCAGUUGGCCGUCGACCACUUUUCUUGGUUCAUCAUCAUGAUCCUCGUCUUCUACAUCUUCACCACUCAUAUCUCACUUCCCACGCCGGUGUCAGAUCCCACUCAAACCUCGUUUCAGCAAGAAAGUGGGCACAAAAUCCUCGGAGACAUCAAGGCAGAGACUGCGGAGGAGAUCCGAGAGAGACAAGAGGAUGACUUGAGAUCGAGGUUCAGUCUUCGACUUUACAAGGUGCUGUUCAUGGAACACAUCGCUGAGACUAUCGACGAACAUGCCCGUGAACUCGACUCACAGAACCAAAUUUAA
This is a messenger RNA of Aureobasidium namibiae CBS 147.97, 480 nucleotides long. RefSeq lists its product as uncharacterized. The record is from RefSeq and is a predicted model, not a curated record. Lineage: Eukaryota; Fungi; Ascomycota; Dothideomycetes; Dothideales; Saccotheciaceae. The transcript has a single exon. Bases 1 to 480 code for a protein of 159 amino acids.